Molecule: messenger RNA, 2507 nt
Organism: Galeopterus variegatus (Sunda flying lemur)
Lineage: Eukaryota; Metazoa; Chordata; Mammalia; Dermoptera; Cynocephalidae
Gene: TPD52L2
Product: tumor protein D52-like 2
Exons: 10
Coding region: 117-914 (265 amino acids)
Cellular component (GO): cytoplasm
Source: RefSeq, a predicted model, not a curated record
GUGGCCGAGGCGGUUCCACUGGCUGGUGUGUAUGCGACGGUCAACUCCCGGUGCUCGGCUGCUGCCGCCCGCUACCUUAGCCUCGACGCCAGCUGCGGCCUGGCCGCCGCCGGAACAUGGACCCCGCCGGCCAAGAUAUCAACCUGAAUUCUCCUAACAAAGGUCUGCUGUCUGACUUCUUGACUGAUGUCCCUGUGGACACAGGUGUGACUGCCCGGCCUCCUGCUGUUGAGGGCCUGACGGAGGCUGAGGAGGAGGAGCUCAGGGCCGAGCUCGCCAAGGUGGAAGAGGAAAUUGUCACUCUGCGCCAGGUCCUGGCAGCCAAGGAGAGGCACUGUGGAGAGCUGAAGAAGAGGCUGGGCCUCUCUGCCUUGGGGGAGCUGAAGCAGAACCUGUCCAGGAGCUGGCAUGAUGUGCAGGUCUCUAACGCCUAUGUGAGAACUUCUGAGAAACUUGGAGAGUGGAAUGAGAAGGUGACGCAGUCGGACCUCUACAAGAAAACUCAGGAAACUCUCUCGCAGGCAGGACAGAAGACUUCUGCUGCUCUGUCCACGGUGGGCUCUGCCAUCAGCAGGAAGCUCGGAGACAUGAGUGUCUCCACAGGAUUCACAGACACAUGUGUCUCUUCCUUGGGCUGGCGCCUCCCUGUCUGCCUUGGGUUAAGCAUGUCCCAUCCCCUGGCUUUGGGGGACCGAAGGGCCCACCCAUUCGCACACUCCUUUAGCAGCAGCUACUCCAUCCGCCACUCGAUAAGCAUGCCGGCCAUGAGGAACUCUGCAACCUUCAAGUCAUUUGAAGACCGAGUUGAGACCAUAAAGUCCAAGGUUGUGGGUAGCAGAGAGAAUGGCAGUGACAGCCUCUCUUCCCCAACGGGGAGUGGUGACCAGACCCUGCCGGAUCACACACCUUUCUAAGCCCGCAGUAGCUUCGCCCAGCCACGGACAGCGUGCAAGCACACCCUCCUCAUCAUAGCCAACCACAGCUCCGCGCAGUGCAGCUGCCAGCAAGGGCGACGGACAGCUGAUUUUGAGGACAGGCGUGCCCAUCACACGUCAACGUGGCUGCUGCAUUCACGAGUUAGAGAACACUCUCUUGUAUACAGACAUUUUACACUAAAGUUCACAGACGAAAAGGAUCACUGUGCCAUCCUUCCUAGGGGUGCAGGAAGUGGACAGGUAGGAGGGUCCAAAGGGGUGCUGGGCCCAAGCUCCCUUUGGGGACCUUGGUAGCUCAUCACAAUGUUGCAGGAAUGAAAGGGGUCAGAAGUGUAAAGUAAGCAGCAUUUUCUGACCCUUCCUCCUCCUCCUACUCCCACCCCCCCAACUCACGGAAGGAAAUAGCCACCCAGAAAACCUACCUGAUCUGCAGGUAAGGUUGAACAUGAAAACUGUCCAUUUUCUGAGACCCCCAGAAAGUAAACUGAUCAUCAGCAGCUGUCUGAUUGUCACACUAAUGGUCUAGCUUUAACAAAAGCAAAUUUAUUAUUUUUUAAGUGUAGUGGACUUUUCAAAUAUUAAAAUUAGGCACAGCAGCUUUAGCCUCAUAGUUAGAGAAUAUUAUUUCUUUGGACUCAAGCUGAAAUAUAAGCCUUACAUCGCCUUAUGCUUUGUUUAUAAUCUUUUUAUAUAUAAAAAUGAAGGUUCUUUAAUGAGUUUUCAGCACUAUGUAGAAUUUUACAUCUAGCCCGAGUGGCAGCCUGCCUGUACUAAUUGGUGUGUUUUAAUUCAUGAAUGCACUCUAUCCCAGUGUACAAAAUGUACUUCUCUCUGUGACUGUGGCAGCUUCCACUGGCUCCCCAACUUUGACCCAAAGGGCUCCUCGCCUCUGGGGGUGGGAGGUGCCAAGAGAAGGAAAAGCCUCUGUCUUUAGCUCCCUUGAAAAGAGAUGUACCCGCCCUUCACAGACUACCUUCACAUGGGCCUGGGUAUGCACUGGUGGCACUGGUCAGUGACUCCACUGUUCGCUGCACAUAGCACGAGAAGCAGAACCAACCUUGCAAGUUGGUGGGGGUGGAGCAUUGCAAUCAGCUGGAACUUGGGUGUCGCCUUUUCUCAGGUGCUACAGAGAUCGCUUUCCUGUUUUUAAACUGCCACACCUGGCAGCUCCUCUCACAUCAGGGCCCUGUGUGCUGGGAGGUGUGGUCUAUGGGGGCAGCUCUGUGCCUUCAUGGCUCUUAGCAGGGCACUGAGACCUUGCCUGCUGUGUGCAUGUCUGCACACUCCCUUGGGAAGGAGCCACUUGACUCAAGGUGUCUGGAUUGGUAAAAUGGGACAUGUCUUCGGACAACCAAAUGUCCCCAGACACUUCAGACACUUGGGGGGCUGCCCUCCACACACGAGCAGGAUGUAGGGACAGAGCACUGCUCGGGAUCCUUUUUCUGGGUUGAAACCUGUCAGUGGGGUGUAGUGAGAAGGCAGGUUGCAGGGUGGUAACAGGUGUAUCUUCUCCUUAUAGUCAAUAAUGGUAAUUUGUCAAUAAAGCAUUCCUUUGGGGAAAAAUCCUCUUCA